AUGAUGGAGUUUUUGGUGGUUCUUCUCCCAGCUGUAUUGAGCAGUGACUGUAAAUUCAUGCCAUUUGACUGUUCUGACAUUUAUAACUCAGGAGAAACAGUCAGUGGGAUUUACUCCAUCUAUCCAGCAGGUGACAUUCCUGUCUGGGUUUACUGUCAGAUGAUCUCAGAUGGGAAAGAUGAAGACAAAGGAGGAUGGACGGUGAUUCAGAGGAGAAUGGAUGGCAGUGUAAAUUUCUAUCGGCCGUGGAAUCAGUACAAGAGAGGAUUUGGGAAUGUGGAGAGUGAAUACUGGCUGGGGCUGGAGAACAUGUACCAGCUGACACGCAACAGGAAGUACAUGCUGAGAGUGGAUCUGGAGGACUUUGAAAGAAGGAAGGGUUUUGCUCUGUACUCUUCCUUCUCUGUGGAUUGUGAAUGUGUCGGAUAUAAACUGCAUGUUUCAGGGUUCACUGAUGGAGGAGCUGGUGACUCGUUGACCCACCACAGUGAUAAGAAGUUCACAACCUUUGACAAAGAUCAGGACUUCCAUGAAGGUAACUGUGCCAAACAGUAUCUUGGGGCAUUUUGGUACAAUUACUGUCACAGAACAAACCCCAACGGUGUGUAUUUAUGGGGAGAAGAUCCCACCCAUUAUGGCGUUGGUAUUUCUUGGUACACCUGGAAAAAUAAUGAUAUUAUCAAUAUGAAAUCCAUUAGCAUGAAGAUCAAAAGUGUUUUCUAG
Molecule: messenger RNA, 723 nt
Organism: Onychostoma macrolepis
Lineage: Eukaryota; Metazoa; Chordata; Actinopteri; Cypriniformes; Cyprinidae
Product: microfibril-associated glycoprotein 4-like
Exons: 4
Coding region: 1-723 (240 amino acids)
Biological process (GO): elastic fiber assembly
Source: RefSeq, a predicted model, not a curated record